Messenger RNA from Gryllus bimaculatus (two-spotted cricket), 3807 nucleotides. NCBI's taxonomy places the organism in Eukaryota, Metazoa, Arthropoda, Insecta, Orthoptera, Gryllidae. The record is from the annotation of a GenBank genome assembly.
AUGGGUCACUUCGGUGUCAAGAGAGGCGGUAAGGUGCCCAUGGGGCUGAACGAGGAGCGGGGCUGGACGGCGCGCUGGUCGCCGAUGCGGGGCUUCACGCUGGACCCCAUCAACAUGCGCGACGCCGGCGUCUUCUUCUGCGAGGUCGUGCCGAGCGCCGAGGACGACCUCAAGCUGAUGGUGAUGGUAGACGCUGCGCGGUGGGACCCGCGGCGCGGCUUUCUGCUGGGCCCCGAGCUCACGGCGCGCUUCGGCGACGUCUCGGGCACCUACACGUGCGUGGCCGAGGGCGGAGGAGGGCGAGGCGGACGGGCGGAGGCGGCGAGAGAGCUGCUGGUGUUGCUGCUGGUGUCGCCGCGGAGCACCAACCUGGCGCCGCCGAGGGUGCACCCCGUCAACGCCUUGCCGCACGCCGUGCUGGGCAAGGACAUGGAGCUGCAGUGCUACGCGACCGUCAUGGCCCACGUGCUCUUCUCCAUGGAGUGGCUGGUGCCGGCCAACUCCACGGCCAAGGAGGAGGGCCGCCUAAACGCCACCAACGCCACCGUGCACUUCGAUGCCAUGGGCUCGCGCAUCGGCUCCACCAACCUCACCAUCGUCAACGUCACCGAGAACGACGCCGGGGCCUACACCUGCCUCCUCAACGACCACUCCAAGAAGGCGGCCAACACCACUUUUGUCUUGGAGGUCAGGGACGCGAACGUGUCCUUCAUCGACGUGAACAUCCCGUCGCCGGAGGCGCUGCACCAGCGCGUGGGCCUGCUGCAGACGGCCACCUGGACGCUGGAGGUGGUGACGUACCCGACGUCGCCCACCAUCUCGUGGUUCACCCCCGCCGGCAGCCCGCUGACGGCCGUGAGCGCCGCCAAGUUCCAGCUGCGCAAGCUGGAGCGCGGCAAGGGCUUGGAGCUGACGCUGUCUGUGCUGGACGUGGAGCUGUCGGACCGCGGCACGUACGCGCUCAAGAUCAACACGGGCGCGGAGGAGAAGACGGUGAACCUGACGCUGACGGUGCGGGCGGCGCCGCUGGUGCAGCUGCAGGCCCCGCCCGAGCCCUGGCCCCUGGGCGCCACGCGCAAGGUCUCCUGCACCGCCAUCGGCUCGCCGCUGCCCACUGUGCAGUGGGCGUGGCACCCGUGCCCCGGCCUGCUGCGCAACUGCGCGCCCGACGACGCCAGCUUUAAGACGGUCUGGCUGCGCGCCAACUCCUCUGGCUUCAUCACCUGCCGCGCCGCCAACGAGCUCGAUGACUCCGUCAACGACACCGUCAGCCUGCAGGUCACCGACAUGCCGGGCGCGCGCACGCUGGAGGCGUGGGGGCCCGAGCCCGAGCCUGCGGUGGAGGGCGACGACCUCCGCCUGUGGUGCGGGGCGCUGCGCGAGAACCACACCGAUUGGCCGCACUGGCGGCGCAGCGAGCUCUGGGACGACAAGCGCUUCCAGAUGACGCGCUCCAACACGUCGCUGUCGCUGCGCUCGCAGCUGCGCAUCAACCCGGCGUCCGUGGCGGACUCGGGCUCCUACCUGUGCUUCCUGGACGAACUGGAGGAGACCACCGUCGAAUACAAGCUCGACGUCAAGCCACAACGGAACGUCUUCCCACGAGACGUCAACAUGAACAACACAGUGUGGAUGGCCAACACCAGGGACAAACUCACCCUACGCUGCAACUUCGAUGGCUUGCCACGCCCCACGAUCUCCUGGUUCAAGGACUCCGAGCCGUUCGCGCUGCCGCUGGGCGGGGAGCAGUUCCGCCUGCAGGACGGCAACAAGACGCUCGUCAUCGGCUUCGUGACGGAGGCCGACCAGGGCGAGUACCGCUGCCGCGCCGCCAACCGCGUGCACUCGGAGGAGCGCUGGGUGCGCGUGCAGCUGCUCAAUCGGAAGGGCAUCACCGACGGAAUGGUGGCGCUGAUUGUGGUGCUGGUGGUGCUACUGUUGACUGUGGUUCCGCUCUUCCUCUUCGUCUACAAGGAUUGGAAGCGGCGGCGCAUGCUCAUCUCCGGGCUGCACCACUUCGCCGAGGGCCAGCCCGACGUGCUGAACCCGGAGCUGCCGGCGGACGAGCAGGCCGAGCUGCUGCCCUACGACCGCAAGUGGGAGUUCCCCAGGGAGCGCCUCAAACUGGGCAAGCAGCUGGGCGCGGGCGCGUUCGGCGUGGUGCUCAAGGCCGAGGCGCAGGGCAUCGUGGAGGGCGAGGAGGUGACGACGGUGGCGGUGAAGAUGGUGAAGCGCACCGCCAACUUCUCCUACCUGAAGGCGCUGGCGUCGGAGCUGAAGAUCAUGGUGCACCUGGGCCGCCACCUCAACGUGGUGAACCUGCUGGGCGCGUGCACGGGCAACAUCCAGCGGCAGGAGCUGCUGGUCAUCGUGGAGUACUGCCGCUUCGGCAACCUGCACAACUACCUGCUGCGCCACCGCGAGGGCUUCGUGGACCAGGUGGACCCGCGCACGGGCGCCGUGGACGCGGCCAUCGGCGCCGACCGCCUCGCCAGGGCCGACUCCUUCUCGCACUGCGGGCCCGGCGGCAGGGUGAAGUACGCGUCGCUGUCGUUCUCCGGGAGCUCGGACACGACCGGGGGCAGCGACGCCGGGUCCGAGGCGGGCGCCCCGUGCCCGUGGCCCCGCGACUACGCGCGGCCGCCGCCCCCAGCCGCCGCUGCCGCCGGCGGAGGCACCUCCGUGUGCAUCGACAGCGCCGGCCACGAGACCAUCUCCAUGUCGCCGGCCGGGGACGAGGCGGGGCUGACGAGCAACGGGUCGGCGCAGCCGCACUGGCGCUCCAACUACCGAGGCGACUACCGCGGCGUGCGCCUCAUCUGCACGCGCGACCUGCUCUGCUGGGCCUACCAGGUGGCGCGCGGCAUGCAGUACCUGGCGCGCCGCAAGGUGUUGCACGGGGAUCUGGCUGCGCGAAACAUCCUUUUGGCUGACGGGAACAUCGUCAAGAUCUGCGACUUCGGCCUCGCCAAGAGCAUGUACAAAUCGGACAACUACAAGAAGAAGGGCGAUGGGCCACUGCCGGUGAAGUGGAUGGCGCUGGAGUCGAUCCGCGACGGCGUCUUCUCCACGCAGUCGGACGUGUGGUCGUUCGGCAUCGUGCUGUGGGAGCUGUUUUCGCUGGCGCAGACGCCCUACCCGGGCAUGGAGGCGGACGAGCGCCUCUACAACAAGCUGCAGGACGGCUACCGCAUGGAGCGCCCGCCCUACGCCACGCAGGACCUGUACCGGGUGAUGCUGCGCUGCUGGGAGGCGAACCCGGUGCGGCGGCCGCCCUUCGACGAGCUGGCGGACGGCCUGGGCGCCUUCCUGGAGGAGAGCGUGCGCAACCACUACCUGGACCUGAACAACGCGUACAUCGACAUGAACGAACAGUGGCAGCGCGACGGCGCCACCGACUACCUGGGGAUGCUGGGCGCGCCCGACUACAGCAACCUGGUAGCGCCGCGCGAGGACGACGACCCCGACUACAUCAACAGGUGCACAGGCGCAGGCGCAAACACAGACGAAGGCGCUGGCGCGGGCCCUGGCGUGGGCGGAAGCGACAACCUGCCGGGCGUGCUGCCGCCGUCGCCGAGCGCCAACUCGGGCUACCUGCUGAUGCGCGGCGGCGCGCCGCUGCCCGGCUCGGGCUCGACGCCGGCGACGCCGCGCUCCGCGGAGGUGUUCAGCCCGCGGCCCGGCAGCGGCGCGCAGGUCUUCACCUUCGCCGGCCCGCGCGCGCCCGCCGCCGCCGCCGGCCGCCACCCGCCUCCGCAGCGGCCAACUUGGUCCCGGGCGGAGCAGACGCGCCGCCCACCGCCCUGA